Molecule: messenger RNA, 1887 nt
Organism: Parnassius apollo (apollo)
Lineage: Eukaryota; Metazoa; Arthropoda; Insecta; Lepidoptera; Papilionidae
Source: the annotation of a GenBank genome assembly
AUGUUUGCAAUCCGGAAAAAAGUUAAAAUGACGGACAAGCCAAAGCGUCCAAUGUCAGCAUAUAUGUUAUGGUUGAACAGUGCAAGAGAACAGAUAAAAGCAGAUAAUCCAGGGCUUAGAGUCACCGAAAUAGCGAAAAAGGGAGGUGAAAUAUGGAAGUCGAUGACUGACAAGAGUGUUUGGGAGGAGAAAGCUGCAAAAGCAAAAGAACAGUACACAAAGGAUUUGGAAUCGUACAAUGCCAAUGGUGGUGGUGGUGAAGGAGGUUUGGGAGGAGAAGCUGCAGAAGCAAAAGUACAGUACACAAGGGAUUUGGAAUCUCACAAUGCCAAUGGUGGUGGUGGUGAAGGAGGUUUGGGAGGAGAAGCUGCAGAAGCAAAAGAACAGUACACAAGGGAUUUGGAAUGUAAGACAGCGGGAUUUUUUCGUGUUAUGAAAAAAGUUAAAAUGACGGACAAGCCAAAGCGUCCAAUGUCAGCAUAUAUGUUAUGGUUGAACAGUGCAAGAGAACAGAUAAAAGCAGAUAAUCCAGGGCUUAGAGUCACCGAAAUAGCGAAAAAGGGAGGUGAAAUAUGGAAGUCGAUGACUGACAAGAGUGUUUGGGAGGAGAAAGCUGCAAAAGCAAAAGAACAGUACACAAAGGAUUUGGAAUCGUACAAUGCCAAUGGUGGUGGUGGUGAAGGAGGUUUGGGAGGAGAAGCUGCAGAAGCAAAAGUACAGUACACAAGGGAUUUGGAAUCUCACGAUGCCAAUGGUGGUGGUGGUGAAGGAGGUUUGGGAGGAGAAGCUGCAGAAGCAAAAGAACAGUACACAAGGGAUUUGGAAUGUAAGACAGCGGGAUUUUUUCGUGUUAUGAAAAAAGUUAAAAUGACGGACAAGCCAAAGUGUCCAAUGUCAGCAUAUAUGUUAUGGUUGAACAGUGCAAGAGAACAGAUAAAAGCAGAUAAUCCAGGGCUUAAAGUCACCGAAAUAGCGAGAAAGGGAGGUGAAAUAUGGAAGUCGAAGACUGACAAGAGUGUUUGGGAGGAGAAAGCUGCAAAAGCAAAAGAACAGUACACAAAGGAUUUGGAAUCGUACAAUGCCAAUGGUGGUGGUGGUGAAGGAGGUUUGGGAGGAGAAGCUGCAGAAGCAAAAGAACAGUACACAAGGGAUUUGGAAUGUAAGACAGCGGGAUUUUUUCGUGUUAUGAAAAAAGUUAAAAUGACGGACAAGCCAAAGCGUCCAAUGUCAGCAUAUAUGUUAUGGUUGAACAGUGCAAGAGAACAGAUAAAAGCAGAUAAUCCAGGGCUUAAAGUCACCGAAAUAGCGAGAAAGGGAGGUGAAAUAUGGAAGUCGAUGACUGACAAGAGUGUUUGGGAGGAGAAAGCUGCAAAAGCAAAAGAACAGUACACAAAGGAUUUGGAAUCGUACAAUGCCAAUGGUGGUGGUGGUGAAGGAGGUUUGGGAGGAGAAGCUGCAGAAGCAAAAGAACAGUACACAAGGGAUUUGGAAUGUAAGACAGCGGGAUUUUUUCGUGUUAUGAAAAAAGUUAAAAUGACGGACAAGCCAAAGCGUCCAAUGUCAGCAUAUAUGUUAUGGUUGAACAGUGCAAGAGAACAGAUAAAAGCAGAUAAUCCAGGGCUUAAAGUCACCGAAAUAGCGAGAAAGGGAGGUGAAAUAUGGAGGUCGAUGACUGACAAGAGUGUUUGGGAGGAGAAAACUGCAAAAGCAAAAGAACAGUACACAAGGGAUUUGGAAUCUCACGAUGCCAAUGGUGGUGGUGGUGAAGGAGGUUUGGGAGGAGAAGCUGCAGAAGCAAAAGAACAGUACACAAGGGAUUUGGAAUCUUACAAUGCCAAAACAGGAAUCUUUUCGAAUUACUUACCCAUCCUAAUAAUAAUAAAAUAA